GUUCAAAAUGGUGCUGCGGCGGAUCUUUUAUGCCUUGAUAAAUAACGCUCAAGUGGUGGAGAAGCUCGCGGAGUCGCGACCCAUCAGACGGGCGGCGCAAAUCACAGCCUUCGCCAUCACUAAAGCACAGAUAGCCGGGAAAGACGCCUCGACCAAGCUGCUCAGAUCCGACACUUUUCGCCAAAUACGCGAGGAGACGUCAAAGAUACCCGGGGAUGUGCAAGAGUUGGGUCGGAGAGCUACAAGACUGCGGGAUACGUUUGUGAAGGAGGUGAAAGAGGGAAUGAGGGACGCCAACCGACAGAUAAAAGACAGAAAGUGACAAGAGACCUCAUAUUCAUGGCGCUAUUGCUAUGCCACUUGUGACAGCGUCAUUAAAGACUCAUAAUGUUCUACUGUCAGACUGGAGUUUUAUGCACCUUCUUCUCAUAAGACUUAUUUAAAGAUCACUGUAAAGAUUGCUUGUAUGACCGGAAGUGCCAUGUUGUUUGAUAAAUAGAUGAAGGAUGAAAUGGGUAUUUGGCAUUGGUUAUGUCACGUAAUUGAAACAAAAGGUGUAGCCAUAUUAUUAAAUAAAGACAUUUCAAAUCUACAA
This is a messenger RNA of Megalobrama amblycephala (Wuchang bream), 595 nucleotides long. RefSeq names its product protein NCBP2AS2 (gene ncbp2as2). The record is from RefSeq and is a predicted model, not a curated record. The transcript has a single exon. NCBI's taxonomy places the organism in Eukaryota, Metazoa, Chordata, Actinopteri, Cypriniformes, Xenocyprididae. Bases 8 to 322 code for a protein of 104 amino acids.